Tetrahymena thermophila SB210 is the source of this 1290-nucleotide messenger RNA. RefSeq lists its product as hypothetical. The transcript is spliced from 3 exons. The record is from RefSeq and is a predicted model, not a curated record. NCBI's taxonomy places the organism in Eukaryota, Ciliophora, Oligohymenophorea, Hymenostomatida, Tetrahymenidae.
AUGUGCCUCUUAGACGCUAGAUGUAGAUGUGAAAAUGGCUAAUGCAGCCAUAUUGGUAACUAAAUGCCAUUCAACUAAUUGUUUAAUCCUCAAUUCCUUAAUCAAGAUGCCUUCUAGGUCCUUGAUUAAACUAAGAAGUUACUUAGCCAAAAGACCGAAAUUAUCAAUCCUAUUGUAAAAAAAGUGAAGCGCGAAAAUGACUUUAUUCAAUAAGCUGAACAAAACGAAAAUGUUAACAAUCUCAACAGUAUGGUUGCUGAAAAUGUUGAUAAUUCCAACUUCUAAUUCUAAUAGAAUUUGCUUCCUUUACUCAAUUAAUUCUAACCCAUCAAGCCUGUUAACUAUGGAAUUGCAAAUACUUCCGCUGUUGCUGCUAACUAAACUCAAUAAAACAACAAUUCUAUCCAAAACAGCUCUUUCCUUAUCAAGCCUUCACCUUUCUAGGCUUCUAAUAAUGGAUUACCUACUGUUUCAAAUAAUUUAGAAACUCUUUUGAAAGAUAUGUAAGCUAGAGUUAUGGGUAUGUUCGCUUUCCAAAGCAAAAUGUUAACUGAAUUGUAAGAAAAGAGCAACAUGCAAGCUUAAACAAUCAAUUUAUUGUUCGAUGAAGUCAAACAAUUAAAGAAUAUUGUCCAAAAUUAGAAAACUGAUUAACCAGCAGAAGUCACUUGCUAGCCUAUAUAUACUUAAAUUGCUGCUUCAAGCGAUACCUGCUCAUUGGGCGGUCCUAUUUCACCUUAAGGAUUAAUUUAAUACCUUUUCAAGAAGAAAGAAUCUGACUACAAGUACAAGCUUAUCUUGAACAAUCCUCUUGAAUAACCCCUCUAUAGAGAAAGAAAUUUCAACAUUAAUGUCAGCUUGGUAGACAGAGACGAUAAUGCCGUUUCUAAUAACAAUCGUAUUCCUCUCAAUAUUUCAAUAUACACCUCUGAAAAUCCCCCAAAAUUCAUUGAUACCAACACUUCUGGUAAUAAAAUAUUGAAGGGAUUCACUGAAAAGGAUUUAUAACAAGGCUAAAUAACAUUUGACAAAAUAUAGAUUAAGGAAGUUACUAGCCACUUCCGUAAUGGCUGGGUUUUUAUCGUUAUAUUCCCCAAAUAACUUAAUUACGAAAGUGGAAAAUCUAUCCACCGUAAGGACGAUAUUGAUAUCAAUGAAAUUAGACCUCUCAUUAUUGAAAAAGUUGUUGUCAAAGCCAAAAAGCUUAAAGAAGGAAAGAAAUAAAAGGAUGGUAACAAUAGUAAUGACGACUCUAAAGAAUAAUCAAAUGAAAAGAUCGAAGAUAAUUGA